ACUCCUUUCUCCCUUCCAAUGGCGGAUUUGCCCUGCAAGCCGUCGAAUUGAUCCAAACUAUGGCGCUCUUCAGAACCGCGGCAUUGCUCGGACGGCGAAGCCCUGACGCCUUCAUUUCCCAUCCCAGUCUCUCACAAAGGCGACAUGUUUUCUCUUCAAUCCUUCGGAAAACUCAGUCUGAUCCUCCGGGGCAGCGGCUUGUUUCCUCGGAGGAGAACCGGGAGCCGGAAACGCCGACGAAGAUGAAGCGGUUGGUUGUAUUCUUCAAGGAGGCGGUUGGAUUGUCUCCCAGGACUGAAGAGUCCAUCGACGACAAAGAGAGUGGAAGCAGCGACUUGGGCCGGGAACUGAAGCAACUGGAGACGAAGCUCUGGAGCUCAAACAAGGAGCAAGACUCUCCGAAAGUCGAUACCGUAGUUGCAGCGAAGAAGGAGGUGGAGGAGAGGGAGAAGGAGAAGGAGAGGGAGAAGCAUACCAAGCCCGUGGCUCGUCGCUUAUCUGAUGUGUUUAGGAGCAGGACUAUAAGACGUGUCGUGUCGGAUCGGUUGCCCGAGUCUUCGGUGACUAUCGAGAAGCUGUCACCGGAGAUGAAGAUGUUUCUGAACCAUUUACACAGCGAAGGCUACUUCAAUGGCGCCAGUUUUCUGACGAAUGGGAAGUUGGAAUCAGGUUGGUAUAAGCAUAGUUGUGGCAGAGACUUCAUCAAGUCCGCCGCCGAUAAAUUCGGGAAAGACCAUCAGGAGAUCGCAAAGAUGUUGUCAGGCUCUGAGCUGAAAAAGGUUGCUCUUUUCGGUUGCCCUUCAGUUGCGAGGAAGACUACCUCUGCUGCUAAAAAACUGCGUGUUUUCUUCAGCAUUGCAGAACAAACUGUAUGCAGCAAAUGUGCCCUGAGAAGCUCCUGCAAGUUUGUGAAUCAGCAGUUCGGGGGAAGGGUUGCCAAGAUUGCCAAGAAUGAGUUAAGCUUGCUGGCUGUGUUGAGGGUCAUCACUUCGUACGCAUUGGAGCUGGUGCCGCCAAACUUGUCCGUACCGGAUGACUUGAAGUCAUCUACGAACCGGUUGCUGAGAGAUAUUGUCAAGCUGAGCCGAACUACAAUGACGGUCAAACUUAAGACAUAGGAACUUCUUGUUCAUGCAGAUGAAUUGAAUUUCACUGCUGGUCCAACUUCAAAUGGAUAAUUGAAGAUCCCCUUGAGGACGCAAUAAAAACCUGGAGGUGAUCGGGUUCGGGAAUGUUACGAGGAUGAGGCCAUCACAUGAAAUGGAUAGAAAUUCCAUUUUAACCACCGUAGAUUUUGUGAAGGAUUAAGGAGUUUUGGUGUUUGAAUGUUUGGUUCGAUUCUUUUGUUCUAAUGGAUUGUUCUAACUUGUUAAGAGUUGUACUGAAAAUUAGCUUCGUUUUUAUGUUAAUGGCGACAUACGAUGUGAUGAAACUUUUUUGAGAGCGAGUUAAUUCAAUUGAUGUUGUUAUUCCUAAAA
Molecule: messenger RNA, 1478 nt
Organism: Punica granatum (pomegranate)
Lineage: Eukaryota; Viridiplantae; Streptophyta; Magnoliopsida; Myrtales; Lythraceae
Source: RefSeq, a predicted model, not a curated record